Molecule: messenger RNA, 993 nt
Organism: Nelumbo nucifera (sacred lotus)
Lineage: Eukaryota; Viridiplantae; Streptophyta; Magnoliopsida; Proteales; Nelumbonaceae
Product: epsin-3-like
Biological process (GO): endocytosis
Cellular component (GO): plasma membrane; endosome; clathrin vesicle coat
Molecular function (GO): phospholipid binding; clathrin binding
Source: RefSeq, a predicted model, not a curated record
AUGGAGAGCUUGUCUUUAGGUGACAUUAAGAAGCAAGCAUCUUCAUUCCUUCAGGAGAAGUAUAAAACAGUCAGGCUCACCUUGACUGACGUUACUAAGGCAGAAUUGUUGGCGGAGGAAGCAACCAACAAUGAUCCAUGGGGUCCUGAUGCUAGAACCAUGACAAGAAUAGCUGUGGCAUCCUAUGGCAUUGAUGAUUAUUGGAGAAUUGUUGAUGUUCUUCACAGGAGGUUAUAUGCGAUUGACUGGAAGCAAUGGAGGCAAUCUUAUAAAUCAUUGGUUCUGCUUGAAUUCUUACUCACUCAUGGACCUGAAGAUUUUGCUGAAGAAUUCCAAUGUGAUUCAGAUGUCAUUGAAGAGCUUGGAACAUUUAAACAUAUCGAUGAACAAGGGUUAAAUUGGGGUGACAACAUGCAAAAGAAAUCAGAGAGAAUACUGCAACUCCUGGAAGGAGGAGAAGUACUCAAAGAAGAACGUUUCAAGGCUCUGAAGAUAAGUAAGGAGAUCCAAGGCUUUGGAAAUGUAGUGGUUUCUUCUUCAUCAUCAUCAUCUCCAUCAUCAUCUUCUUCUGCAAAAGUCAGCACUUCAUCUUUUGGCUCAUAUUCUACCAGUAGUCCUACAUGUCAUGAGCUAGAUGAGUUUCUGAGCAAAGAUGAACUGCUAAUACCAACCAAGAAUCUGAAUGAGAAUUACUCUCAAGCAGGAUUACCAUCAGACGAGAAGCCCAGUACCUUUCCAGCUGCAGCUAAUGAUGAGGACGCAGAACGAAGACAUCUCUGGGACUCUCACAUUGAGGAAUCAGGCUCACUUCUUGAUCCUGAGGAGGAAUAUAAAGAAGAAGGAAAGGAAGGAUUUUUUGGUGGAAUUUGCUCGAAACUAAAAGACGGUAGUUCACCAAAGUUAGAAGGCAAGAAGGUGACCUUUAGGAGCUUGUCGGAUGUUGGGAAGGUGGUGAAGAAGACGUUCAAUCGUCAAUUCUCUGCAGGAUACUAA